AUGAAAGCAAAUCUCGCCCUCUCCACCGCGCUCGCAACCACUGCGUCUGCUACCCGACAUUCUUUCAAAUCCCUCAGCUCGUCUGAUCAAACUUCGUUGGAGCAAGAACUGGACAAAUGGAAGGAGUUGUAUGGCCCCAUUGCACGAGCCAACGGCUUCUUCCCCCGAACCAACACGGAAUCUGCCCAAGUCGAUGGCCAUUCUGUCGAUGAACUCGAGCGCUUCCACCACACCGUCCAAGAGGCGAAGGUCGCAAAAGCAUCCAACCCGCACGCUGAGUUCAGUCCAUUCAACCAGUUUGCUCUCUUGACCGACGAAGAGUUUAAGGGCAUGUUGAUGAAGUCAUUUGAGCCACAAAACUUCACCAACGCCUCGCAUUUGUCAGAGUUGGCAAAUGACCGUGCUUCUCAAGCGGACUGGUCGACAUCCAAGUGCAACUCCCCGAUUGUCAACCAAGGCCUGUGUGGGUCAAGCUGGGCCUUCGCCACCAUCGGGGCGGUGGAGACUGCCCACUGCAUUGCAACUGGUGAACUCUUGGACUUGUCUGAGCAACAAGUGGUCAGCUGUGACGAAAAGAACUCUGGUUGCAACGGUGGCAAUCCUUCACCAGCCAUCGACUGGAUGCAACAAGGCAUGUGCACUGAAGAGUCUUACCCGUACACUUCCGGCACGAGUGGUCAAAGCGGUACCUGCCAAACCAGCUGCACCAAGAAGCAGCUGACGAUUGGCAAAACCAAGACUACGUUUGGCGAGGAUUCGCUCAUGACAGUUCUGGAAAGUCAGCCCGCCACCGUGUUCGUCGAAUCUUCCAACGCAGUGUGGCGCAACUACAAGAGUGGCAUCGUGUCUCAAUGCCCUGGGGUUCAAUCCGACCACUAUGUGAUUGCCGUCGGUUACAACGACGAGUACUUCAAAAUCAAGAACUCGUGGGGGACGGAAUGGGGUGACAAAGGGUACAUAUACUUGAAGCGAGGGACAACUGACAAGGGAACAUGCAAUGUGGCCCAAAGGAUCACAUACCCUGAAUUGCCCGCAUCGACUCCUUCGUCUAACGCGACGCCUACAUCCCGCCAAAAACCUAAUCAGUCACAAACCCACUUAUCCCACUCGCAAACCAUCCUCUCCUGCGUCCGACUACAAGCCCUCAACUGA
This is a messenger RNA of Aphanomyces astaci, 1152 nucleotides long. RefSeq lists its product as hypothetical. The record is from RefSeq and is a predicted model, not a curated record. Gene Ontology annotation, cellular component: lysosome. The transcript has 2 exons. Lineage: Eukaryota; Oomycota; Saprolegniomycetes; Saprolegniales; Verrucalvaceae. Bases 1 to 1152 code for a protein of 383 amino acids. Gene Ontology annotation, molecular function: cysteine-type endopeptidase activity.